UCAGGAACCAAACUAGAGGACAUGAAGAUCUGAAGUGUUGCUUCAGUUCUUCUGAUUGGUCCACAGUGAGAAGACAGAGCAGCUGGAAACUGGUCCUACUGAGAGCCGGGCUGGUUCUGGUGUCCUGAUGGACGGGUCCAGUUCUUCCUGCCAGUCUGAGGGAACCAGGAGCUCAAUGAUGACGUUGGAUCAACAUGUUGGACCUUCAUCCAGUCAAAGAAAAUGUCCUCAGAGCUGCUGCUGCUGUCUGUCCAACUCAUCUUGUCCUUUGUUGUCCUCUCAGUCCCACAGGUGGAGGUGGAUUCAGGGAAGAAGUCUGUCCAGCUGCCCUGCAGAGCCACAGUUACCCUGCCUGGAGAUGUUAGAGUGGAGUGGAGGGACAGAGGAGACAAUAAGGUCCAUGUGUAUGAGAACGGUUCUGAUCAUCCUGAAGAACAGGACCAGCUCUACAGAAACAGAACCAAGAUGAAUGAAGACCUGCUGAGAACUGGAGACCUCAGUCUGACUCUGGAAUACCUCACAGAUGGAGACACUAACAUCUACACCUGCAUCGUCUCCAGAGGGAACGGAGACAUCCUGAUGAAGAAACAAGUUGAUCUCUGGGUUGAAGUCCAUCAGGUGGAGGUGGAGGAGGGGGUGGAGCCUGUCCUGCUGCCAUUCAGAACAACACCUGAUCUGCCAGAAGAAGCUAGAGUGGUGUGGAUAGACAAAGAAUUCAGGAAGGUCCAUGUGUAUAAGAAGGGUGAGAACAGUCCUGAUCAUCCUGAAGAACAGGACCAGAUCUACAGGAACAGAACCAAGAUGAAUGAAGACCCGCUGAGAACUGGAGACCUCAGUCUGACUCUGAUGCGUCCCACAAAGAAAGACAGUGGAGAGUACUACUGUGUAGUCUUGAAGGACGGCAGAGUGAGAAAGAACACAGUUAAUCUCACAGUCAAAGGAAAAGUUCAGGACCAGAACCGACCAGAGGACAUCAGGAUCAGCUCCAUUGACCGUACUCCUCUGAUGGCUGAUGAAUCAGUCUGAUCUGUUUGUUCAUCAAUGUUUUGUUCUUGAUCCAAUCGGAUCUUGGUUCUGAGAGAAGAUCUCAGUGACGGUUCUGAUGGAUGAAGAAUAGAGGACUCUUCAUCAACUGCUGUCUCUGGGUCCAGUCUGCCGACUCUGCACUGAUCAGGAUUAAUGACUGAGAGCUUGAAGCUGGUUCUGGUAGCAGAAUCUGACCCAAACUGAGAGUAAAACAGUCAGGAGGAUGUUUCCAGUUAGAGACCAGAACCAGGGGUUCUGGUCUCUAAUUGGAAGUCCAUUCCUCAAGUGGACCUCAAGACAACUGGAGGUCUGAUGUGUUCAAGGUGAAGAGAAUGUAUGGGAAUUAUUAACGCUGUAGUCAGAACUGCAGCAGGUUUAACAUUAGAGCUCAAUCUGAACCAGAGCCCUGAUCCAGAACCCUGAGUCAGAACUCUGAUCCAUAACUCUGACCCAUUACCAUGAUCCAGAACCAGCCUCCAGCUCCUGAAGAACAGCUUCUCCAUCAUUAUUUCUCCUCAGUUCACAUCCAGACCCAGAAAAGGUUUAAAUGGUGGAAAGGUGAAACCUUUGGUGCCUUCAGGGUUUCUGUCAGAUCCAGUUUUUUUAAUUGGAUGAAUACACAUAACCCUGAGUAAAAUGUUACUUCAAUAUUUUGUUGAGAAUACUUCUGUUAUGCUAUAUUAUCGCCAUGAUUAUCAAAAUGGUUUGACUGAAUCAGAUUAAAUCUGACCAUUCAGCCACAAGGGAGAGAGAAAGAGAGCAAGGAAAGCUCUCCUCUCUCAGCAGGAGGUCAGCUGUGACCACUCCCCACAGAUAAAGUCACAGCAAACUUCUGAGACCCUCUUCUCUUCAGAUCCUCUUCAGACCUUCUCAGAGCCUCUCUCUAAGACCACCUCGUCCUGGAGCAGACCAGGAAACCACUUCAGGCAAUGGGCGCUCCACGGGCCUGAAAGAACACACAGGCCGCAUCUGGAGAGAACCUCUCGUUGCCCUGAGAACAUGUCCGGGCAAAUCAGAGUUAAGUUUGCUGUCUUAACCUCAUAAUCAGAUGCAGGAGGAAGGGUCCUGCAUGCCAAAAACAGCCUUGUUGUAUUUCUCCUCAGCCUGUACAAGGAAGCAAACCCCAGAUUCUGCUGAAAAGCCAGCAGCAGAACCCAUUUCGAAUGUGAGGAAAACCUGCUCGAUCGAGACUGCAACGGGGUCAGAGGCUGUCAGAAGGACUUACAGGCCUCCGUUCCCUCCACAAGCUGUUUGGUUAGCUCUUAGCUGCAGAGCUAAGCGCUAGCCCGCCAACAACAAACCAACAAUUCUCCCUGCUUUUACGUCCUUCCUGGAAUGGCCAAAGUGGACAGAACUGACACGAGGCAAGAUACAGGUUUGGACAGGGAGCUGUGGGAGAAGUUAAAAGGUUAAUUGGGAAAUGUCUUGUAAACCGUUGUACGCAUGGUUGCUUUAGAACAAAGGGCUAA
Fundulus heteroclitus (mummichog) is the source of this 2495-nucleotide messenger RNA. RefSeq names its product junctional adhesion molecule-like. The transcript has 4 exons. The record is from RefSeq and is a predicted model, not a curated record. The coding region runs from base 223 to 1026 and encodes 267 amino acids. Gene Ontology annotation, biological process: cell surface receptor signaling pathway; positive regulation of T cell proliferation; cellular response to lipopolysaccharide. Gene Ontology annotation, cellular component: external side of plasma membrane. NCBI's taxonomy places the organism in Eukaryota, Metazoa, Chordata, Actinopteri, Cyprinodontiformes, Fundulidae.